GCCAUAUAAUCCACGGUUUCAGCAACGAGAUCAAGUCAUUGAAGAACUUCUUGCUGGACCAGAAGGUCUACAAUGAGUUCAAGACUCUUGUGGUUGUAGGAGAAUACGUUGUGGGGAAGACAGCUUUAUGCAAGACCAUUUUCAAUGAUGAAGACGUGAAGAGUGUUUACGCUCCAAGAAUCUGGGUGUCUAUGCAUAGCACUGAAUGGUCUGCUGAAGACGGUCUAGAUGGUAAGAUAUCUGUUUUAAAGAAUAUCUUGACAGUUCUUGGAGUUGAAGUCUCGAUAUUGGACAAGAUCAACAAAUAUGCUGUAGAUGAGUAUAUAAGCAACAUGGAAUCUGAGGUGGAAUCUAAAAAACUUGACGCAGAGACAGCCAAGGAGAAGGAGAUCUCUGCUUUGCUCUAUGCGCUUCACUUGAAUCUGAGGUGGAAGAAGUAUCUGAUAGUGUUUGAUGAUGUGCGAGAAGAGGACAACUGGAACGAGAAGCUUCAAGACGAUGAGGAGAAGCUCAAGAAGGAUAAGAGAUGGGGAAAAUAUCUUUCAGAUGGAUUCCCUAAAGGCUCUGGUGGAAGA
Molecule: messenger RNA, 575 nt
Organism: Brassica oleracea var. oleracea
Lineage: Eukaryota; Viridiplantae; Streptophyta; Magnoliopsida; Brassicales; Brassicaceae
Product: probable disease resistance protein At5g45490
Exons: 1
Molecular function (GO): ADP binding
Source: RefSeq, a predicted model, not a curated record